AUGCUCCAGCUCCGGCUCCUGCGCCACGGCAUCUUCCUCGCACUCACCCGCUUCCACGUCUUAGUCCGACCUCUAAUUCCCAUUCACAUCCCCAUCCCAAUCCCAAUCCCAAUCCCCAUCCCCAUCCCCAUCCCCAUUCGCAUUCGCAUUCCCAUUCCCAUUCCCAUCCCCAUCCCCAUUCUCAUCCCCAUCCCAAUCCUCAUCCCAAUCCUCAUCUUCAUCCCAAUCCUCAUCCCCAUCCCCAUCCCCAUUCUCAUCCCCAUCCCAAUCCUCAUCCCAAUCCUCAUCCUCAUCCCAAUCCUAGUCCCAGUCCCAGUCCUAGUCCCAGUCCCAGUCCCAGUCCCCAUCCCAAUCCCCAUCCCCAUCACCACCCCCAUCCCUAUCACCAUCAACAUCCACAUCCUUAUCCACAUCACUACCCGUGCUCUCACCCUCAGCAACAUCCUGACGUCAGUCCCCCUCCCACACGCUCCCGCGUAUGACACUUAUUCUCAAUGUUUACGCGGGUGCAGCUGUGUAGAAGACCGUCAUGGAAGGUCGCUCAUAUGUAUGGAGGAAAACGCGUUUGGGGCCAUACCAGAGAACCUUCCAGAAGAUAUGACCAAAAUACGAAUAGAAAAAUCUCGUUUCACUGAAAUACCCAGAGGGGCAUUCUCAAACACACCCGCAUUAGAACAUUUGUGGUUGAACUUCAAUGACAUAACAGUGAUAAACUCAAAGGGUCUGGAGGGUUUGGGGAAUUUAACUGAGCUCCGUCUGCAAGGGAACAAACUCCGUUCAGUACCAUGGACAGCGUUCGAGGACACGCCGGGCCUGAAGAUCCUGGACCUGAAGCACAACCAGCUGGACGUCCUGCCGGAGCAUGCUUUAAAGUUUUUGCCCCUUCUUACUUACUUAGACUUAUCUUUCAAUCGGCUUACGGUCAUAUCGAAGGAGGUCUUUCAAAACUGGCCUCUCUAUCAAAAACUACAAAGCACGGAGGAGCGGGAUGCGAGUUCUUUCGGGCCGAACGUCGUCCUCGCGCUCCACGACAACGUGUGGCUCUGCGACUGUCGUUUGAAGGGCUUUGUGGAGUUCAUAAAGUCCCUGAUCCCCCCGAUUAUACUGAUGAACUCCUACUUGACCUGCUCAGGGCCGGACUUUAGGGCGGGCAAGUUCUUCCAUGAGGUAGAGCUGCAGGCGUGCGUGAGGCCCACCGUCACCACCCCGACCUCCAACAUCCGACUGCCGCAGGGUGUAAACGUCACCCUGCGGUGCCUCGCCAAGGCCAGGCCAGGCCCCGCAGUAUGGUGGACAUAUGGUCUGAAGAUAAUCAGAGGAUUUCACGAGUCUCAGGAAAGAGUUAACGAAGACACGUUCAGAUCCUUCCUGGUGAUCCCCUCCCUCCAUGCAUCUGAUCGUGGUGUCUACACCUGCACUGCCGUCAACUUCAUUGGAAACUCCUCUGUCAGCGUCCUCCUGGACAUUAACUCUCCUGAUGGCUCCCAGUCAUCGCUCCUCCCUGGAAACCCAGCUCCACCUGCUACCGGUGAUGAAAACGUCUACAUUGACAUCCGCAUAGCCAGACAGACACUACGUGGUAUCACCAUUGAGUGGUACGCAGCCUUGGACCGCCCGACCGAAACCUGGUUCACCAUCCACUUUGGCCGUACAGGUACUGAUAAGAAAGAAAUGAUCUACAUCGGCCCUGGGAUACACUCGUAUUCCGUCUUUGAUCUGAUGUCUGCUACCAAAUAUGAAAUAUGUGUAACCCUUAAGAACCAGGCGCCACGUUCCGGCCAGUGCGUUGUGUUUGUAACUGGAAGUGACAUUACUGAGAUGGAACAGAGGGAGAAGCUGAUUCAUAUAGUGGUGGUAGUUUUAGCCAUGGUGCUGGCUGUGCCGAUAGGUAUGUAUGCCUGCACCACUGAUGGUAAGUUUGCCUGGCUGGAGGAUCUCAUGCAGUCCUGGAAGAACCGGCGGAGGGAACGCAGCUCACCAGGCAUGGAGCGGGAGAGGCAGGGCACCUUUGACAGCCUGCAGGCCGCCAGCGAUGAGGGCUUGGUUAAUAAAGAUUCCAAUGAAGACAGGAAGGCCGAGGAGUGUGUUGCAAAGAUGUGAAUGAUGGCCGUUAUGUCAAGAGUGUAAUUCAAGGAUUUUCACCACUGUUUGAAAAAUGUCACGUUUGUCUUGUUAUCUGAUGUUUAAUUGUCAAUUAUUACCAACUGCUGCUUUAUAUGAAGUCUUUGUGAUUGAGUUAAA
Molecule: messenger RNA, 2241 nt
Organism: Cottoperca gobio
Lineage: Eukaryota; Metazoa; Chordata; Actinopteri; Perciformes; Bovichtidae
Gene: lrit2
Product: leucine-rich repeat, immunoglobulin-like and transmembrane domains 2
Exons: 5
Coding region: 1-2100 (699 amino acids)
Molecular function (GO): protein binding
Source: RefSeq, a predicted model, not a curated record